Alexandromys fortis (reed vole) is the source of this 6597-nucleotide messenger RNA. RefSeq names its product tetratricopeptide repeat domain 33 (gene Ttc33). Lineage: Eukaryota; Metazoa; Chordata; Mammalia; Rodentia; Cricetidae. Gene Ontology annotation, molecular function: protein binding. The transcript has 6 exons. The record is from RefSeq and is a predicted model, not a curated record. Bases 215 to 1003 code for a protein of 262 amino acids.
GGCUUGUUGAAGGUGCUGGCGGAUAAGAAAGUCCUCUUCUUCUAUCCGCUUUUCUGGGUUGUUCGAACGUCCCCGGACGACUUCAUGCGUAUUUAAUUGAGAAUUAAAACGCACAGGCAGGCAAGGUCUGUUAGGGGGCCGGCGGGAUCAUUUCUGCUUCCGGUGCCAAAGGGCACGUGGAAUGUAAACACGGGACCACGGAGUGGCUUUCAGAAUGGCUUCCUUUGGGUGGAAGAGGAAGAUUGGUGAGAAGGUAUCCAAGGCCACAUCGCAGCAGUUUGAAGCUGAAGCUGCCGAUGAGAAGGAUGCGGCUGAGAACGAGGAUGGGAGCUGGGUUCAUGCCAGCAAACGGAGGAAGGAAACCCUCCAGGAAGGCUGCAAACUGAAGAGCAAGCAGCUGAAGGACGAAGGCGCUAAUCUGGCUGAAAAGAAAAGGUACCAGGAGGCAAUCCAGAAGUGGGACGAAGCACUGCAGCUGACCCCAGAUGAUGCCACCCUUUAUGAGAUGAAAUCACAGGUCCUGAUGUCCCUUCAUGAAAUGUUUCCAGCAGUACAUGCAGCCGAAAUGGCUGUCAAGCGUAACCCACACUCAUGGGAGUCUUGGCAGACUUUAGGUCGUGCUCAGCUUGGAUUAGGAGAGAUAGUCCUGGCAAUUCGAAGUUUUCAAGUAGCCCUCCACAUAUAUCCAAUGAACCCAGAAAUAUGGAAGGAGGACCUUUCUUGGGCAAGAAAGCUCCAGGAACAGCAGAAAGUAGCUCGGAGGAUUGAAAAAAAAGAAAUUCCACCCGAAGGAACAGACAUCUCCCCAGAGUCAAUCCCUGACUAUGACUUUGAAAGCGACGAGAUCGUUGCUGUUUGUGCAGCUGUUGCAGAGAAACAGAAGUUGGUGUCUGCAAAUAAAACCAUGGUUAUCGUGUCGGCUUCUGGAACUGUGGAGAUAGUCAACGAGAAGGAAGAGGGCGCCUCCACCCCAGAUGGCGCUGUCUUUAUCAAAGCCCGAUGAAGCAUACGCGGUGAAAAGAUGUUUGAAUCUAGGUUUUUUUUUUUUUUGUUUGGUUUUGGUUGCUACUUAAUGCUUAGAUGACAUUCGAUAUCCACCUUGGAGGAGGAGGGCAAAACUUGAGUUUUUCAGAUGAAGCAUAUAAAAAUCAAGUAGUGGAAUUCUUUAGUGAUUGGAUGAGAGAAAAUUAUACUUAAGGUUCGCAUCUUAAGUGAAAUGUGUUUUGACUGUUGAGCAUUUGAUUGGACUGUUGGGAGAGGACAUUUGAAGAUACAAUUUGGAAAUUGUGUUCUUGAAUAGAGAUUCACUUGACAGGCGGUGUUAUUACAAUGUAGACUUGCAGACUUUUGUUCUAUGAUAAAGGAAGCGUGUGAUUUCUCUCCCUCCUAGAAAUCUGCCAUUUGUCUUUUUCCAUUUUCCUUGCUGCACUAGUGCAAGCUUAAAUAUUUCUGACAUUCAUCUUGAUUCAAAGUUAUCGUUUGGUUGUAUUUGAUAUAUUUGGAAGUUUGCCUAAAAAUGCAUGCAGAUGUGUGUAUCCUGAACAUUUCCUUGAAUUUUUGUUCUAAUUGUGCUUAUGUUUUGACUUUAAAGUUAAAAGGAGGUAACUGUUUUCUUCAGUACUUGCUAACUGUGAAUACUGAUGUCAGAGUGACCUUUCAUUUCAUUGUCAAGGUCAAGUCAUCUUUGUCACAAGUCAUUCAUUUGUAAAGGUGAAUGGCAUUUGGAGAUUGUCAGUAAAUUCUACAAUUACAUUAUCUUGGUCAAAACAGAGUUUCUUUCCUUUUUUCCUUUUACAGGGGAGGAUGUAGCUAGGCCCCCAGCAUGCUAGACUAGUACCUCUGUUGCUGAGCAAAAUCCUCCUAUUUCUUUUCUGAUUUUUACAAGUAUGCAGAGCCCAACAAACAAAUAGUAAGACAGGUUUUCCUUUUUAACUCAGGCUAGCCUCAAGGCUCUUCCUGCCUUGGCAUCCGGGACUACUGGGAAUACAGGCGGGGGCUGCCACAGCUGAUGAGUACUUCUCGCUUGUAACUUUGCAGUGGACAGUUUAUAAAUGUCUUUCCAAAGAUGCUUUUGUGGAAGUAGUCAAUGAAAUGAGAAAAUAGUUACACAGUUUCACACCGGUGUAAAAUAGCAGACUUUAAAGGAAAAAGGCACUGGUAUUAUUAGGGUGUCGGUCUAUGACUGACAAGCAGGGAACUGGAAUGUGAUUGGUAGUGUAAUUCCACGUGUGCAGCAGGUGUGGCAAGGAAGCAGAUGCCUCUCAUCCCGGCCCUGUCGAAGGCAAGGCAGAGGACGCGUGAACUCACGGCCAGCCGGGGAGACACGUGGUAAGACCUUGCCUCAGAACAAAACAAAAACAGUGGAAAAUAAAGCAACCAAAGAAAAAAGCUUAUUAAAAAUCCUCGUUCACAGUUACAAACCAAUACUAUUAUUCCCGUGGGUGACUGUUUCUAUUAUGUAUAUUGUAGUACAAACAAAACGUACACAACUGUCAGGUGCUGUUCUUCCUGAUAUAAUUGAUGUAUUUUUUCCCAUUAGAGAUGAAAGUUAUUUCUGUUGUGUUGUGAAAUCUUAACAAAACCAGCUGGAACAUGUAAUUAUGGGCAGCAUUUUUGUGAGGAUGAUAUGUUUUAGAAGGUAUUUUAGGGGAAUGUUCAUUUUUUUUUUCUUUCCGGUUGGAGAAAUCAGCCGUUACUUUAAAUAGUGUUAUGUCCCCCUAAAUUCUAUCAUCCGGAAAUAAGCCAUGGAUGGAGAGAGAGGUCAGUUUUAAAUAGUGUUAUAUCCCCCUAAAGUCUAUCAUCCAGAAAUAAGCCCUGGAUGGAGAGAGAGGUCAGCUUUAGAAUGAGUGAAAAAAGGCACUUUGUUAAAUAGCAAGGGAUAUUCUCAGAGGACAGAUGGCUAGAGAGGUGAGUACGUCACAGUUGCUACAUUACAUAUGGAUAUCUGUUUAUUGUGUAACUUGUGAAAGAAUAGCCUUUUCCAUGUGUCUUGGACAUUUUCCUCUUCGAUUUUGAGAAUUAGGUAGAUUUUAUUUUUCUGUGUGUAAAAGUAUACAUGAAACAUCUGUAUGGUUCCCCACGUGCACUGCUUAGUCAGUGCUAGCCAUUUCUGGGAAGAACUUGUCUUAGUUUGGGAAUACUUCCUCUCACUUCCUUCUGAUUUUAGGAAAGAUUUUUUUCAUAACCUUUUAUCUGAAUGAAGUCACGGCUUGUGAUACUGAAAGGCAGCUGUCAGUUACAGAUUGCUCUUGGCAUGGAGUCUGUGCCUCAACCUCAAAAUAGGCAAGACUACUGUACGUGGCCUGCGUGCUGCUUCCAGACCGCUAAGCCUGUUGUCUCAACUGUUUUGGUGUUAGUGGGUCAUGCUAGUCUCUUUAUUACUCAGAUCUAAGAUGCAAAAUAGACAAGAUGAGGAGGAAAAGGAAGACUUAGUUAUGGAGAAAGGCUCACUUUUCCAGACCACCAAAGGUACUUUAGCUAACACUUCCAUGUAGGAAGAGAAAACUGCAUUGGUUAUUUUGCUGGGAUGUGAGGAAUUGUAUGUAGAAGUUCACUGAGCUUGUUAAUUAGAAUAAUGUGUUCUUAUGAACCUGGAGGAAAAUGACACUCAUGAUAAUGAUAUAAUUAUGUUUAAUUAUCUUAAGCAACAGUAUUAGUGUUAAAAUUAUAUCGAAUAUGAUUUGUAUGGUUCUAGUUUCAAAAUUGUACGGUAUAGAUACUUGUUAAGAGAAUGAGAAUAGAGACCAUACCUGAAAACUUGAGACUCCUGUUAAUCUCUAGAAUGCAGGCGCCUGGGUGAUAAAGUGUUGUAUUUUAAAUUAAGUUAUGCGGGAGGCAUUUCAGAACUCCUAUCUACUACAGCUGGGGCCCAUGGACAACAAAGGAUGGUGACGGCGUAAGCACGCAAGUAUUCUAGAUUGCUCUUGUUGUUUGGCUAAAACUGAUGAGUUAGAGGGAUUGUCUUAGAAAACCGAUACUUCCACAAUUGUUAGCAGGACCACGCGGCCCCGUCGGUUUGCAGAUUAUGCUUCACGCAGCGACUCACGGGCUGGCUCCCCUUUUUUGCAGUAAGGGAAUUAUUAAUCAGCUCUUUAAUUCCCUUCUGUGGGAAACCCUUCAAAACCCGCUUGGUGAUAGACACUCUAGGCUGUGGUUUCACGACAUAGCCUGCGUCUGGAUGAGUUAGGAGUGAACACAAGAACCACCAUCAUCAUCAUUGUCUUCAGUGUGUGUGUUAGAAUGUGAUUUUCUAAGAUGACUUCAACCCAACAAAGGAGUCGCUGAUUGGUGCCACGUUAGCAUACAGAAACUCUUUUCAACCAGUAAGAAAGCAUGACGGUUUGUGAAUGGCCUCUCGACCCAUGGAAGUUAAAAUGAAAUGAAGGAGAUAUAUAUGAAGUCACGGACCUUAGCCACAUGCAGUUGAGUUGGGCCACUACGAAUGCAAGAGCCACAGUGACCCUGCAGCGAGUGCACAGUGCCUCCGUGAGUGUUAGGUGUGAGCUGCCUGUGUUGUACUUGGAGAGCCGUGGACAGCUGAUAAAAUGGGCAGUUUCUUGGGAAAUCCUGAUCCCCUCCCACCUUCCAAGGAGAGGAAGGAGCGUGGGAAACAGGGCUGGACACGCUGGUCCCUUUCUCCCUUUUCUCUGCGUUGGUCAAGCCUCCUUUCAGCUACAUUGUGAAUCUUGCAGGAAAGGGGAAGCCUUUGCUUCAGAGCUGCCCAUAGCUCAGCGAGGCCUCUCUAGGUCUGGGUUCAGUAUUACUCGGUCAUUAUAUGCUGUCAUUUGGUGUCAUCUCUGUGUCCCCGACUUGUCUCUUGGGUCGUUAGGCCACGAGGGAGCACAGAUUGUUUAGGACUCCCUUAAGCCCUAACAAAGAUUUGAAUUUAUUUCAAAUUAAGUAUGAAAUUUAGCAGAAGCAAAAUGUCAAAGUCCUAAUCUUUUUUUAAGUUGUGGAGAUUUUAUUGAAAAUGAAUAAUGUGUGUUACAAGGCACCAGGAAAUUUUGCUUAUACUAUUUUAAAGUCUGCUGCCUGGGAAUAGUAGUAAACCACAAGGCUGAAGGAAGGAACGCGGGUGAGGUUUUCUUACACGAUGAUCAUUCAGACAGAGGAAAAGGCAGCCGCUGUAAGUUUGCAGUUUGAAAAGUUCUCGACUAACGUGUGAAUAUCUGCUUAUCUCUGCCCGCCACUGUGCCCACCCAAAAGGUCUCUACAAAUCGGAAGUGUCUAGUUCACCUCUUCUCCCCCCCCCCCCCGUACCCUGCUCUAUUCAGUGACCUAUCUGCUUUCUGUGACUAUAAAUUAGAUUUUUCUUUUUUUGUGAAAUUAUAAAUGAAUAGAUCACACAGUAUGUACUCUCAUGUCUGGCAUAUUUUGAUUAGAACAGUGCAUUUUGUUCUUCCAUGCUCAGAUUGAUCCCUGAUUUUUACACGUGAGCAACACUUUCUGUUCUGUUCUGUUCCUCUAGUAUCCUCUUGUAGGAAUACACCACAGUGUGUUUAACUGCUGGUGAAGAUGAACUCUUAGGUUGUUUCAAGUUUUGCUUUAUGAAUAAAGCUGCUUUGUACAAGCGACCCAUUCCGUUUAUGGACAUAUGCAUUACUUUCUUUUGGGUAAAUGCAUAGGAUACAGGCCGAUUCUUGCUGUGUGUGGAGCGUAUUAUAUGAAGCCUUUAAGGAUCUCCCAAACUGUUUCCCUAAAUUUCCCUUAUUUUGUAUUUUCUAGCAGUUGCUGAAGAAGUGUUUUCCCACUCAUUUGUCAAUCUUGGUAUUUGUCCAUUUUUAUCAGUCUCUCCAGGGAUAAAAGACCUCACAGAGAAACCUGAAGAAGGAAGGCAUUGUUUUGGCUCAUGAUUUGAAGAUACAGUCCAUCAUGGAGUGGAAGGCGGGGUGGCAGCAGCACCAGGUAGCUAGCUGGUCAUGUGGCAUCUGCAGUCAGCAAGCAGAAAGAGCCAAUGCGGAUGCCCAGCUUGCUUCUCCUUUCUGUGCAGUCCAGGAUCCAGCCUGUGGGAUGGUUCAUCCACAUUCAGGGUGGGUGUUUCUUCUGGUAACAUCUCCUAGAUAUACCCGAAAGCCUGUGUCCUAGAUGAUUCCACAUAGCAAUAAGCUGACGAGCUUAGCUGUCUGAUCUGGGUCAUUCUUUCACAUAAUGAUAGUGAUCAUUCUGUUUCUCUUUUGGUCCCAGAAAACUCUAGAGAGACACUCUGUGAGUCAACUGUAUUUUCUUUCUCUGGGAAAUAAUUUAUAUAGUAAAGCCAUUUAGGAGUAAAGACCUGACUCUUUUUCAUUUAAAAUUUAAAGUUUGAAGUUAGCAUACAGGAUGAUGGGUUUCAUUAUGGCGUUUUCAUAUAUGGAUGCCACUAUGCUUUGUUCUUAGUCUUCGCUCCUCCUCGCUGCCUCCUUUGCUUCUCCCUUCCCUCCCCCACACCGUCCCCUUUUCUUUUUUCUUGUCACAUAGAGUCCAUUUUCCCCACUUCCCUUAAGGUAUCUUCCUUCUCAUAGUCCCUAGUUACAUAUUCCACACCUUGUACAGACAGACAGACACCCCAACUCUCUCUCGCUCAUCUGCAUAUGAAAUAAAAGUAUUUGUCUUUCUGAA